AUGGAUGCAUGGACAGCGCUGCUGACCCUCGUCCUGCAAACCUGCUUGGCACUUCCCCUAGCUGACAGUGCCACCCCUGCCCUGCGCUUUGUGGCCGUGGGUGACUGGGGUGGGGUCCCCAAUGCCCCCUUCCACACGGCCCGGGAAGUGGCCAGUGCCAAGGAGAUCGCAAGGACCGUCCAGACCCUGGGCGCAGACUUCAUCCUGUCCCUGGGGGACAACUUCUACUUCACUGGCGUGCGAGAUGCCAAUGACAAGAGGUUCCAGGAAACCUUUGAGGACGUCUUCUCUGCCCGCCCCCUUCGCAAUGUGCCCUGGUACGUGCUGGCCGGAAACCAUGACCACCUAGGCAAUGUCUCAGCACAGAUUGCCUACUCCAAGAUCUCCAAGCGCUGGAACUUCCCCAGCCCUUUCUACCGCCUGCGAUUCAAGAUCCCCAAAACGAACGUGUCCGUGGCCAUCUUCAUGCUUGACACAGUGACCCUGUGUGGCAACUCAGAUGAUUUCCUCAGCCAGCAGCCCGAGAGGCCCCGGGACCUGGGGCUGGCCCGCACUCAGCUAGCUUGGCUCAAAAAGCAACUGGCAGCAGCCAAGGAGGACUAUGUGCUGGUAGCUGGCCACUACCCAGUGUGGUCCAUCGCCGAGCACGGGCCCACCCACUGUCUCGUCAAGAAGCUGCAGCCGCUGCUGGCCACAUACGGGGUCAUCGCCUACCUCUGUGGUCAUGACCACAACCUGCAGUACCUUCAGGAUGACAAUGGGGUGGGCUACGUGCUGAGUGGAGCUGGGAACUUCAUGGACCCCUCGACCCGGCACAAGCGCCAAGUCCCUGAUGGCUACCUGCGCUUCCACUACGGAGCGGAGGACUCACUGGGCGGCUUUGCCUACGUGGAGAUCAGCGCCAAGGAGAUGAGCAUCACUUACAUCGAGGCCUCGGGCAAGUCUCUCUUCAAGACCAGCCUGCCCAGGCGGGCCAGGCCCUGA
Elephantulus edwardii (Cape elephant shrew) is the source of this 984-nucleotide messenger RNA. It is a transcript of the gene ACP5, whose product is annotated as acid phosphatase 5, tartrate resistant. Gene Ontology annotation, biological process: bone resorption. The coding region runs from base 1 to 984 and encodes 327 amino acids. The record is from RefSeq and is a predicted model, not a curated record. Gene Ontology annotation, molecular function: ferric iron binding; ferrous iron binding; acid phosphatase activity. The transcript is spliced from 4 exons. Lineage: Eukaryota; Metazoa; Chordata; Mammalia; Macroscelidea; Macroscelididae.